AUGGAACUCAUCGAUACACUUAUCUACUCGCAACCGCAAAUGAUUCCUGACGCCAUUCGUCUUCCGUACGAUUAUCUUGCUGCGAUUCCAGGCACUAAUGGCGAUAUCAGAACCCAGUUUAUCAAAAGCUUUAACGAUCUCUACUUUACCAUCGACAACCAUGAUACUAUCGCUACCAUUAGCGAAGUUAUAACUGUGUUCCAUAACUCGUCACUCCUAAUUGACGACAUUGAAGAUGGCUCUGAGUUUCGUCGGGGUCUUCCUGCUGCCCAUACAAAGUACGGGGUGGCUCUGACUCUCAAUUGUGGUAAUUUGAUGUACUUUGUAGCUCUUCAAACAGCUCAACAGAAACUCCCUCAAUACCACCCUAGCGACAACAAAAAUGAUAUUGCAUUGUCCAUACUGAAUAUUCUCGUUGAAGAGUUGCUCAAUUUGCAUCAUGGUCAGGGCCUCGAUAUACACUGGCGGGAUCAUCUCAAGACAACCAAGCUCCCGCUGAUAGAAGAAUACAUGGAAAUGAUCAUGAACAAAACCGGAGGAUUAUUUCGGCUUGCCGUUAAACUCUUGGGAGCUUUCAGCACCCCACAAGACGAGCCAACUGUGUUGGCCAUAGCUAAUCUCUUCGGGAUUGUAUUCCAGAUCCGUGAUGACCUUAUGAACUUAGUUGACGACAAAUACUCACAUAUGAAGGGCAUGAAAGGUGAAGAUUUGGUGGAAGGCAAGUUGAGCUUGCCAAUUCUCCAUUGUUUACACACCCUGACAGAGGACUCUCCGGUUAGAACACUCCUCUAUCAGAUGGAUAUGAAACAACGCCAGCAAAAUCUUCAGCUCGUGGAAGAAGCAGUGGAGUACAUGAAGGUGGAAACCAAAUCACUAGAGUAUACUCAGAAUUUAUUGCGGCUCUACGGAGCCAAAAUCAUAGAGUUGGUGGGUCCAGACACAAACUCGUUUUUGGUACAAAUAGUAGACAAGUUGCGAAAUUCCAUAUAG
Meyerozyma guilliermondii ATCC 6260 is the source of this 990-nucleotide messenger RNA. RefSeq names its product farnesyltranstransferase (gene BTS1). Gene Ontology annotation, molecular function: prenyltransferase activity. Gene Ontology annotation, biological process: isoprenoid biosynthetic process. The record is from RefSeq and is a predicted model, not a curated record. The transcript has a single exon. NCBI's taxonomy places the organism in Eukaryota, Fungi, Ascomycota, Pichiomycetes, Serinales, Debaryomycetaceae. Bases 1 to 990 code for a protein of 329 amino acids.